Molecule: messenger RNA, 992 nt
Organism: Columba livia (rock pigeon)
Lineage: Eukaryota; Metazoa; Chordata; Aves; Columbiformes; Columbidae
Exons: 9
Coding region: 1-762 (253 amino acids)
Source: RefSeq, a predicted model, not a curated record
AUGAUCAAUGAUGUCAAAGUAUUUGCUUAUCGUCGUCAAGCAACAGCCUGCACCGAGUGGACGUAUGAGGAAAAAAGGAAAUCUCUUCAGGAGGGUCUCUUUUCGUCUGCGCGGGCUGGAAAAGCCAACCUUGGAACCAGCUCUCGAGACAUCGGGACGGGUGGUUGGUCUCUGCCAGGGUCUGGGUGCUGGCUCAACCCAGCAUGUUGCUGCAAUUCCUCCCACAUCACGUUCAUUUGGGCUGUCAUUCCUUUGGGCUUCUGUGGAAGAGACAGAGGAGGACAAGUGCUGAGCCAUGCAAAGGGAACUCUUGUUUCCUGUGAUGCUUUCAAAUCCAAUAAUGGAAAAUGCGGUGAACAUGGACACACCACAAGUGGUGAACAACAACGUAUCUUUAUAAAAGUGAAUGGUUUUGCAGUGUGUUGGAAAGAGCCUGCACCCAGAAGCUACCAGCUGCCAGAAUGGGUUACCUGGAGCGUGAAACUUGGGGCAGAACUUCUCUCAGGUUGCUCAGCAAGUGCCAACAGAGAGAGGGAGGGUGCAGAACUUCCUGAUAUUGAGAAAGACUCUGUUUCUUCUCUGAAGUUUUACCAGCCAGCUAAAGGGUCUUCUCUCGGCUUUGCCAGUUUAGGUUCUGAAGACCCAGAAUUCAUGGAGAACUACCAUGACUGGAAGGUAAAACCUGUGAAAAGAAUAGAAGACUGGGAUGAGGAUAUUUAUAUUUUGACACAACAGAGAAGAAGUGAUGAGCAGUCAAACUGAAGAGCAAUACUUGACUCCAGGGCAGAUAAAGCAAAGGAGACAAACAGCUACAGGAUUGUUUGAAAGGAGGAAAAUAGAACUAGAAAACUACCCACUGCCAGAUGUGCCUGAGCUCCUACCAGAAAGGCAAACAGCUGAUGCAGAUGGACACGGCAACCAAGAAAACUGUGGGAGAAAGAAGAGGACAAUCUAGUAGCUUGGACUAACCCCCUAACAAAAGACUGCAGGAU